GAAACCCGAGUGCAUACGCACUGACCCUACGACCGGUGCUGUGCGCGUGCUGCUCUGCCUGGUCUGUCUCGCAAGGUUAUUCGUGGAGUUCACCUGGCCGUCGCUGAUGGAAACCAGACAACAAGGUUUGAAUCAGGGUAUGUUUUACCCAUCCGGUGAGGAGUCGGUUAAGCAGAACUCAUAUGGUGAAGACUUGGCUCCUGGGAUCCAAAAUGGGGAACACUUGACAGAAUGGGCUAAAACAUCACCACCAGGGGAGGAUCAGUGGGGUCACACAUCAGUGUCCCACUCUGACAAUUGGGUCAUGUCCACCACCUGGGAUAUGCAAAUGGACAGCACAGAGAGAGGACACCUCACAGCAGGUUUUCUGGACUCUCAGCCACUGAGAGAGGCUGAUGAGGAUUUGGUGUCAGAGGUCAACUUGAGCAACCCCAUCAUGACAGAAGAGGAGAGAGAGGAGAUUCAGCAGGAAUUGGCUAAACUUGAAGAGGAGAUCAGUACAUUGAGGCAGGUUCUUUCGUCCAAAGAGAAGCAACACGCGGAGCUCAAACAGAAACUGGGCAUCACUCCUCUGAGCGAGCUGAGAAACAACUUCAGCAGAGGCUGGCAUGACAUGCAGAGCUCCACAGCCUACAAGAAGACAUCGGAGACGCUGUCCACAGCAGGACAGAGAACCUCAGCAGCCUUCAACACCCUCGGCACUGCCAUCUCCAGGAAGUUUGGAGACAUGAGGUCCAACUCUAUAGGGAACUCUCCCAGCUUCAAGUCUUUUGAGGAAAAAGUUGAGAAUACAGUAUCUACUAUCAAGACAAAGGUCGGUGGUACAGGGACCGGAGGCAGCUUUGAAGAAGUCCUCUCCUCCGCAGCAAACGCCAGCUCUCAGGACACGCCCACUAACUUGACUGACACCUCUGAGAGGCCGUGUUAAGAGCUGCAUCCAAACCCACGAGGACAGGACUUAAAACCAGGAACUCUUAUCACUGCUGUAUCACAGCACUUUGUCAAAUAUCUACCCAAAGCUCUGACUGAAAUGUUACAGAAUACUUUUAUUUGAUUGCAAGUGUUGUGAUGCUUUUGCAAACUAUCCCAUAUACUGUAUGGUUUUAAGUCUCCUAACACAUGGAUGGAAUUUCCUGCAAGUCUAAAAGCUUUGACUUGGGCCCUUUUCAUACCUCAAUGUGGUGGAUAUUGUCAAAAAAGACAGAUGUCACCUGUUGCCUCCAAAUCAUGUUACACUACAAAUAUUGAUCAGAUAAGGUUGAAGGGGGAAAAGCAGCAAAGCCUCUGUUAAAAAAAAUGAUAUGAAAGGAGGAAGAGCAGAUUACAUGUCAGCUCUAGGGGGCAGAGUGAGCCAAAGCCCAGUGUUUCUGGUCUGUAUUUGUAUUAGUCACUUAAGCUGAGCGUUGCAUAGUUUGGCUCAUGUAGCUACCCUGUCCUCACUUGUGAAAAAGCCAGCUGUCAAAUCACAGCUGGAAACCCUCAGACACAAAACAAGAUGGUUUUAAUUUAAUUCCUUUGCUAUGUAAAUCCAACAUAAGUGGAAACAGUCUUACUGGACUUGGUAGAUGUUCAACACAUUUGACAGAUCUGCUCCAAUGCAUAAUAUUUCCACCACUCAUCACUUUCAUAGCAAAAAAUACCAAACUACAUUUUUAGGUUAUUAUUAGAAAUAUGUGUUUGAUUUUAAAAAAUACUUUUUAUGUUACAUUUUCAACUUAGUACUUUUUAAAACCCACGCUGAUGUGAUUAACACAGAACCUCCUGGGUGAAAAAGUAAUAUGAUUUUACACUGAGACAGGACAUCUUGCUCUUGCAGUGUAUCUAUUUAUCAAAAUAGUUCAUUUCGAUGGACCGAUCGAUCAAUCAACUAAUUUUUGCAGCUCUAAAAAGAAGGAAUCACUUUAAAUUGGUUAAUCCAUCAGUUCUGCUGCUGGUCACGUUAAUGAAAUGAAAAUGAAUUAUGUGGCUUUAUUUUUAUGUACAACUGGGUGAUUUAACUUGGUGAAUGUCUUACUUACAGUAUCUAAAGAGAUUUUUUGUGGGCACCCAGUGCCAUAACCCUCUAAAAAUAAACAGUUGACUGUAACAUACAUUCACUGGGGCCUGUUUGAAUGCUGGAUCAUACUAAUGGCACUUAGUUUUUAAAUUCACACUUUAGGACAAACUAUGUAUAGGAAGCACUGUGUAUGUGCCAUACAGUGCAGUGACUCAUUAUGGUUGAAAAAAGAAUCUGAUGAAUCUCUUCAGACAAUGAAAUCUGAUGCUGGACAUAGAAAAAAACACAUUUGUACACACUGUUCUCUGCAAACAUCUUUCCCCUGAGACUGCCUAGACUAGAGAUAUUUACUGUGGAAAAAUGUGGAAAAAGAUCUUUUUAACCUUGAGCAGAAUUUAACCUGAAUUGGUCCAGUUAACUUAGAAGCAGAUGGUUUUUCUGUGGCACCUGCUGACUCACAGGAGAGAAAAACUAAUGCCUAAUGCAUCACUGAUACACAAUAUAUAACAACUGCUGCAUACUGAGGCUGUGAUACAAUCCUUAACUAUAAUGUGACCCUGAAAUCCAGUACAUGCUGUUACUGCUGCGGCUCCACAAGCUCAAAUCUGAUUUGUAACUUCAUUUUGCAGAACUAACCAGUUUAAAGUUGAAACAAAGUGUGGAACUCAUACUUACUUUCACUAUGAGAAGUCUGGUGUCACAAAAUGUGGGUGGGGGGUAGGGGAUCAUAUCCUACCACAUAUUUGCAUCUGGUCUCUCUGGGCACUGCAUAACUUUUCAUCAGAGUAACAUUCUGUUUUCAAUAUAUAAUCAGUUUAGUGUUCAUGUUUCUCAAAUGGACUUUUAUUUUCUGUGCUGUGGUCUGAGAAAAUACCCAGGAUCAUUUCAAGUUUCAUUCAGUCUGCCCAUGAAAUGUAUUUAUUACAUUCAUGUCGACACUGAAAGUAUUGAAGGAUUUUGUGUAAGAAAAUGUUGUAAGGUCUGACCUGUUUCCUCAUAACUGAGGUGAUGCAUGCUCUGUCACUGGAAAAUUAAUCAGUUUAUAUUUUAUAUUUGUACAGUAUGUUGGGUUGAAAUCAAACUGUAUUCAGCACCAGUUUAAAGACCUUUUUACAAAAACUUUUACUAAAACUAACACCCUAAAGACAUAAACUGUGACUUUCAAAUACAGUAACAAUGUGUAUUCAGCUGUAUUCAUACAAUUAAUUACACACCGUCAUAAAUAACUGUUUUAUGGCUGUUGUUUCGACAUUAAAGAUCGUUUAAACCAAA
Lates calcarifer (barramundi perch) is the source of this 3268-nucleotide messenger RNA. It is a transcript of the gene tpd52l1, whose product is annotated as tpd52 like 1. Gene Ontology annotation, cellular component: cytoplasm. NCBI's taxonomy places the organism in Eukaryota, Metazoa, Chordata, Actinopteri, Centropomidae. Gene Ontology annotation, biological process: positive regulation of MAP kinase activity; positive regulation of apoptotic signaling pathway. The coding region runs from base 107 to 928 and encodes 273 amino acids. The record is from RefSeq and is a predicted model, not a curated record. The transcript has 9 exons.